AUGUUCGCCGCCGCCGCCACUGCCUCCCUUCACUGGCGACCCGGCAGCGGCAGCAGCAGCGGCGGCGGCUCCCUCCGCAGCGGCGGCGGCGCGCUGCUGCCGCCGCCUCCUCAGGAGCACCCGGCAAGGGGCCGCAGGAGAGAAGCCCUCGAGCUUUCGUCGGUGCUGGUGCUGCCGCCACUGCCGCCACCGCCGGGAAUCACACGGGCUCCUCGGUCCCAGGCUGCAGCUCUUGUUGCCAUGAUGAUGAUGUCACGGACGCAACCACUGGAGGGAGGGGAGAGGGGGGGUGUGUGUGGCGAAGGGAGGCUGCGAGUAGUGCGGGGGAGGGGGCUCGGCGGGAAAAGGAGCGAGAGGGCGGGCGCCCAGGCGGGACACGGAGGGCGGGGGCCGAGAAGGGGCUUUCUCCCCCUCCCCGGGCACGCGGCGAGGGAGGCGGCCGGCGGCCGGCAGGACCCGCGCGGGAUCGAUGACUCGGCUGGCGGGCACGGUCACCUGGGUGAGGGGCAGCGGAAGGGGCGGCGGAGCACCGAUCUCAUGGAUGGGCUCCGAGGGGGUUGCGGGAGGGGGGCGCCAGUGUUCGGGGCCGUUUUGGCGGCUAUGCAGGAUUGGCAGGAGCUGCGAUGCUCACACUUGCCUCGCCGACCGCCAUUUCACAUCCAGCAGAGGAGGCGGGGGCAGCCGCUGAGACGGUUUUUCACAAGUUAUGAAAUUGGAUGUGCCAUACAACAUGCUCUUCAGCUGGUCGGAAAACGAAAGUAUUUUUUCAAGGCCUGGCUGACUGUUGUGUCAUCUUCUACAUGGACUUGUGGGCCCACAGCUGAAUGGGAGGCAGAGAGAUGCAAAAAGUGAGCUGAGUGGCAGGAGGACUAAUUCCUGUCCUCUCUUUAUUGCCAUGGGAUUCGCUUUCAAUCCUCACUCUUCAGGCUUUCUCCAUAUUUACGUGCUUGUAACUCUGGCAUGACCUUUGCUCCAGUCUCUACCAGAGGGCGGUGCCUGGAUUGAAGUGGAAAAGCCCUGUUUUCCAGCCAUGACCCAGGGAGCAAGCACUGACUCCUCAGGGGAACAGGAGACCUGCCAACUAGGACCCUGGGAGCCCCCAUGCUGGCAGUGCCCUGGGUCAUCUCAGGCUCAUCAGCAAAUCCUGGGGGGAGAGCGGGGCUGGAGGGCGAAGAAGCCCAGGAGAGUUCCUGGCUCAGAACCCCUCUCUGAGGCUCCCGAUACAGAGCCCAGGCCCCACACCCAGAGCCUCUGAGUAUUUUUGUUUAUUGUAUGUAAAAUACUAGUGUAUUUUUGUUUAAGUCUCACAGGUAAACAGGUUCUCUCAUACUUUGCCAAGGGAAAUGUAAUCUGUGCAAUUUGGCAAUAACUAUCAGAAUUUUAAAAGCUUAUGCCCUUUGACCUAGUAAUUUCACUUCUAAGAAUUUCCCCUGCAGAGAUAUGUAUAUCUUGUAUGAAAUGAAGAGGCUACGAAGACAGGCAACGCCGCAGUGUUUAUAAUAGCAAAGACCAGACACAGCCCACAUGUCUAAAGGUUCUGAUUUUUAAAACUGUAGUAUAUCUGUACAAUGAGCACUCCACAUCCUUUAAGAAUGAGGAAGGGCUGUGUGAACUGAAAUGGAACUAUCUCUAAGAUUUAUUAAGUUAAAAAAAUUCAAGAGUAGCACAGUGUGUAGGGUAUGCCAUCAUUUGUAUGAUAUAAGGUCGUAUAUCUGCCAUCUCAAAUGAGGAACAGUUGUUGCCUCUGGGAAGGGAAUUGGAUGGCUAGGAAUGAGGUAGGAAAGAGGUUUGCUUUUCAGAACAUUUUAUACUAUUUAAGUUUUGUAACAAGUGCAUCUAUAUUGACUUAAAAGAUAAAAAAUGAAAAGGGAAGGCUCCACUAGUGAUUCUGAUGCUCACAAAGAUUAAGAACCAAUGCGAAUGAGGAACUCAUGAGACCGCCCAGGAGACAGUGAACAUAUCUCUUCAAAUAUCAAAAACCUUUCAGCAGAGGGUGAGAACACGUGCCUGGGGUAAGCAUGGGUGGGCAUGAGCUGGGUACAGAGGUGAUUCCCAGGGACAUACAACUACCUUGCCCUCCUGGGAUCAGGUCUUCCUCCCACCUUAGCCUCCCAUAUUGUUGGGACCACAGGCAUGCACCACCACACCUGGUUAAUUUUUUUUUUUUUUUUUUUGUAGCGACACAGUCUCGCCAUGUUGCCUAGGCUGGUGUCGAACUCCUGGGCUCAAGCAACCCUUCUGCCUCGGCCUUCCAAAGUGCUGAGAUUACAGGCAUGAGCCACUGCACCCAGCCUGACAGUAGCUUUUAAUCUCUGGACUCUCAUCACUGUUUGGACUGUGAGCUGUGGUUCUAGCUCUUGGAUCUGAUGGGCAUCUUCCCUCAAAUAUGUCAGUUUCUCUCUCCAGGUCCCUUGCUUUGUCUUCCUUUUUGCCUCCUCGGGCCUGAUACCUUUCUCUGGGCUUCUCUAUUCUGCCCCGAGCUGCCUGGUUUUGCGAAUAAUGUCACAUCCAGAUGUCAGCAGCCCUGAUGUCCAUGUGACAAUGCUCCCUUGGUGUCCCAGUGACAGAUUUUCCCAUGCUUCACCCUCUCUCUUUUUUAUUUUUUUUUCUGUACACAGCUCUCAGUCAAGCCCCUUGAGCUGCCUCCAACUGUUUGCUCAUGUCUGUUCCCAGCAAUCUUUUCCUCUUUUAGCACAAUCUUCCUUAACUUACUAGUUUUUUGAAACAGAGCCUAUUAGUCUUCACAACGCUACCUUUCUGAUCUCAGAGUUCAUCAAAAAGCUUUUCCUCCCAUCAUGCCUGCCUCCCUUUCUUCAGGUCCGUUAGACUCCACCGUGGCCUGUGUGGGAAGCAAGUCUCUCCCAGGGCACACAUGAACAGACUUCAUGCCCACAUUCACAGUGAACAGUGGCUUCUGCCUUCCAGAUGGGCUUACCCUAAAUCAACACAUAUUCCUAGGAUGUGGGAACAUAUGCAAUACUUAAAUGCACAGGCUCUGGGUUCAGACUCCCUAGGGUUAAAUUCUCCCUGUGCCGGCUAGCUGCAUGAUUAGAUUUGUGAUCUUGACAAAGUUACCUAACGUCUCUGGGCCUCACUUUUCUCAUCUGCAAAAUAGGGAAAAUAGCAACACUUCUCCAUAGGGGUGUGGUGAGGAUAAAGAGUAGAUGUAAAUAAAGUGUUGAAUGUAGAGCCUGGCACAUAUCAAGCUCUUAAAAAGCAAUGGCCAUUUUGUUAUUUUUACUGCAACGACAACUGCAGUUAUUAUCUGACUUCAGAGCUCUCUUUUUAAAAACAGUAUUCCCUGGUUUUACACCCAGGUGCUAAUACUAUUCUAUGAAGCUAAUGUAUAGAGACCAUAUCUUUUUAACAAACGUGUAUAUAUGAGUCAUUUCCGGCACAUUUGAUACACAUCAUCUCGUUUGGUCCUUAAAACAAGCCUAGGCCAUAAGCAGGGUAAGUGUUACCACUUUGCUGUUCCUGUUUUACAGAGGCUUAGACACAUUGAGAAGCUUUUCCAUAGUCACUUAACAAGUGAUGGGUGAAGCCAAAUCAAGCCUUUAGAUCUCCAAGCUCUUUCCAUUAAACCAUAUAAAUCAGGGGUUGGCAAACUUUUUCUGCAAAGGGGACAGAUAGUAAAUAGUUUAAGCCUUAUGGGCCACAUGCUGUGUCUGUUUCAUAUUCUGCUCCUUUUUUAUUUUUAUUUUUUUUAAGAAAAGACACCCUUUAAACAUAUAAAAACCAUUCUGAGCAACAGGCUGGUGCUAAAAACAGGUCAUGGUAACCAUUGGCUCUAGGGUUGUAGUUUACUGUUGAUAUAGAUUGUAUGCUGAUAAGCCAAAAUACAAACCUAAUGAAACUGACAUACUUAAGGAACUUUACUCUUUGUUAGCAAUCAUUGUUAAUAUUUAUUGAAUGGUUACUACGUGGGAAAUGCUGUUCCAAGUGUGAUAGAUAUAUUAACUUACUUAAUCCUCACACCCACUCUAAUUUCAUAAGUACUAUUGUCAGACUCAUUUUACAGACAGGAAAAGCAAGGCAUAGAGAAGGUAAGUAACUUUUCCAAGGUCACAUGGCUAUUAAGUAGCAGAGCUGUGAUUCAAAUAUAAGCAGUUUGGCACCAGACCCUGUGCACUUAACCGCUUGCAUCUCGGUUGGGAGCACUGACUGGUUCAGCUAUUGGGAGGGAAGAAAGGGGAUGGGGAAGCCACAUAACCCCUAGGAGAUUCUGUAAUAAAUAUGCUUCAGAGCCAUUCACCUUGAAGCUGAGGAGGCAUGGAAGCAGGCCACCUGUGUUCUGUACAGCAUCACCAGGCUGGAAAUCUGCCAUGGCUUUCCUUCACGCCAUUACAACAGAGGAUACAGAUGAGGCUGCAGAGGCAUCUUGAUUUGAGAAAAGCAUUUGACUGGAUCUCAUUAAAUUUUAAUCAUAAACUGAAUUCAAAAUAAAUUGAAAACUGGUUGACAGAGCACCAACAAAGGGUGAUGAUAAAUGGUGAUGCAUCUAGAGGGGAGCUAUCUUCCAGGGGACAACUCUAAGGCAAGGACGGAUGGGAUUUAAUGAAGGUGUUAUGUCCCCAGAAGAAGACAAAUAGCACAGCAAGGAACAGAGGAAGGACAGGAGUGAGCAGCCUGAGUAAUUAAUAAACCAUAUUAACAGCUCCUCCAUAAUCAGGCCUUGGUGAUCACAACUGCUUGGAUUUUUUCUUAAGCUUUCUUUGAGUCAGGAAUAGGUUUGAAGCAUCCUAGAGACACACAGCAUGAAUAUUUCAGGUGGACAUUAAAAAGAAAUCUAUAAAUUUACAGCUGGGAGGAUCCUGAGAUCUACUUCGGAUCAGAAACUUUCAAUUACAAGAUUCCCAAGGCCUUACUUCAUUCCCCAGAGAGUAAUCUUUUUAGUAAAUGUCCAAAAGUCAUGGAUUUAAAAAAAAAAUCUUUAAACUCAUUAAUGUCCUUUGUUUCCUGCCCAAAUGCAUGCAAACUUUCAUAACACUGGUUUGCUGAGUGGAAGGUUGGUUUUGAGUGAACUGUUUGGCUCAGAUUCAAACUCCAAUGAACAAAUACUUCCAAGUUUACUUGCUGAAUUUCCCAUACAGAGAAGUUCUUCCACUGGGCUUGCCAGAGGAUUUGAAACAGUGGUGAGCCCUGGAAGGAAGGGAAUAUUUACUGGCCCUUGGACAUAAACCCAGCACAGUAAGACUCACAUCAGGCUGAAGGCAGUGCAGUAUGAACCGACCUGAUUUGAGGAAGUUUGCUCCGGGACUCCUCUGAGCUACUAAAUGAGGAGGAGAAGGACUAAUGGGAACACACUGACUCCAUCACAUUAGAAGUUAUAAUAAACAUUUAGAGAACAACCUCAAA
Messenger RNA from Pan troglodytes (chimpanzee), 5358 nucleotides. RefSeq lists its product as uncharacterized. Lineage: Eukaryota; Metazoa; Chordata; Mammalia; Primates; Hominidae. The record is from RefSeq and is a predicted model, not a curated record. Bases 1 to 852 code for a protein of 283 amino acids. The transcript has 4 exons.